This is a messenger RNA of Brassica rapa (field mustard), 4340 nucleotides long. RefSeq lists its product as uncharacterized. The record is from RefSeq and is a predicted model, not a curated record. Lineage: Eukaryota; Viridiplantae; Streptophyta; Magnoliopsida; Brassicales; Brassicaceae.
GGCGAGACUUAGAACCAGCAAUGGUUUAGGAGACAGUGGAGCAUGUAGAGAUGCUCAAGACUCGGCUUAAGGAAGCCCAUGACCGGCAUAAGAGCUAUGCAGAUAAGCGCUGUAAAGACUUGGAGUUUCAGGUAGGAGACUUAGUAUACCUGAAAAUGAGGACAUUAGGAGGAUCUAAGACUCGGAAGCUUAAGAAGCUUAAGCCGAGAUAUAUGGGACCGUACCCUAUUGUGGAGCGGAUUAGAGCAGUGGCUUACAAAUUGCGGUUAUCAGCAGAGUUGUCAGAUUUUCAUGAUGUGUUCCAUGUGUCAGUCAUGAGGAAAGUUGUGAGAGAGCCAGAGCUCAUUUUGCAGCAGCCACCCAAUGAUCUUGAGAAAAAUUUGUAUGCAUCUUGUCAGCCAGUUGAGAUUUUAGAUCGGCAAGUGAAAGCUGUUCAGGGGAUGAUGAGCAGUUUAGUUAAAGUUCGUUGGGAGAGAGACGGGAUUCAGGAAGAAACCUGGGAGGCCGAGACUCAGAUGAGGAUUGAUUAUCCACAGUUUUUCCAGGACAAUAUUGGACAGUCGGUUCAGGAGCCGAAUUCGGGGACAAAUUCUCCAUUGGUGGGGGAGAAUUGUAACGACCCAAUUCAGCAGGCCCAACAAGGCCCAAUCAGUUUACAGGAAACCCUAGGUGAGUUCCUAUUUAAACAGAGCCAGUCUAUUAUUUUAUUCAAAAAAGGUCUAAGGCGUCGAACCCCUGCAGAUUUAGAGCCGUCAGAGAGAGAUAUUGGUGAACUGUCUCAGCCACCGUCGACUGAGAUUAGAUCUAUCACGCUGCCGCCGUCUCACUCCCUAGGCCACCAGUGUGUUCGUGACGUUGAGACGAGUCCGGAGCAGGAGUUUCAGCCGGAGAUCCGCCGCGACGCGCCCACACGCGCAGGAGGAAGAAUCGCGUGUGAAUUCCACGCGCCGCCAUUCUGCCGGACGUUCGCCGGAGCCACCGCAGCCGGCCACCGUCCGUUCGCCACCGGAAGCCGCCGCCGCAUCGCCGCCGCGUCUCCGCCGCUGCCGUUGAUUUUCCGGUAAGCCACCACCGGCGACCGGUCUACGGCGACUCGCCGGUCGACUCGCCGGUAACUCGGUGACUCAGCCGAGUUGACUCAGCGAGUCAAGCCAUUGGCCAGUCAAGCCGGUUCUGUUAGUCAAUUGAUUUUAUUAUUGAUUAAACCGAUCGGUUACUGGGAAUUUUUUUGGUUUGGAUUAAACCGAGUUGAAAUCAAUUUUAAUCUGGUUUAAUUGAAAUCGAAUCCGGUUAAGGAAAACCGAUGGUUCAAUUCGAUUUCAAUUUGGUCAAGGGUUGACCGGCUUGGGUCAGAGUAGACCGGGUUGACCUUUGACCAGCAGGUUGACUUUUUGACCAGAUCGCUGGUUAUCCGUUUUGGACCGUUCGAACGGGCGUUCUGACCUGAUUUUUCGCCCUGAUUUCAGAUUUGAAGUUUGUUUGAGCAGCUGGAGUUCAUAGCUAUCACUUUUCCACAUUCCUAAGGUGAAGGUCUAUUCCGUAAAUCUCGUACCAGUGUAGAAUUCUCUCUAUCAUAGUUUAGAUUUCGAAUCAUGAUCCGUCUGUUUGAAUUGAGUCUGUUUGAGUCUUGUUUGUUAGUUAGCUCAUUCAUUGUAAAUUGGAACUAGGGGUCUAGAGGAUUCAACCGUUGAUUUGAUUGUGUGAUGUUAAGAAAUGCAAUAUCUAUAUAUGUAUGUUUAUAUAGUUAUGAGUAGGGACUAUGUGAGUGGGCGGGGGUCCAGAGAUGUCUGGACUAGCGACGCAGCUUUGGUGGGCGGGGGCUCAGAGACGUCUGGGCUAGCGACGCAGAUUGUGUGGGGCGUGGGUGCAGAGACGUUUUCAUUCGACGCAGCUUUGGAGGGCGGGGGUACAGAGACAGACUGUACUAGCGACGCAGUAUAUAUCCGUAUGAGGAGAUGCGAGGUGUACGGACUAGCUAUAUGCUAUCAUCGCAUUGACCCAGAUCAAUUGGUGACAAUUCAUCCUGGAGGAGUGUUGUUAAAGGGUGAGGACCUGGGUUCGAAUCUCACCAACAACCUAAUUAUGGAGUCAGAGAGGACUCAUAAUGGAGGGGUUGGGGUCGGUGCGCUACAGCGCUGUGAACCUAGGUUCCUAGUGAGAGGAUGGGUUGUCACAAUUACCUUAAAAAUUUGGCGCUAAAAAGGGAGGAUAACCAGUACUAUAAGCCGAUGGCAGGAAAUGAGCAUGGGUAAUCCUUGGCCACUGCGGCCGCUGCUGAUUUACCAGCCCAACUCAAAGCUUCACAUAAGCAAGUCACUAUGGAACAUUUGAAGGGGAUUCCCCAGUUAGUGGGACUCCCACUUCAAGAGUUUUCUUUUUUUAUAAGUAUGCAUUUAUAGGUCAUUUAUCUACCGUUCAAAAGAGACGUUGGCGAUUAAGUUGUUCAACCAUAUCUCAUUUGCAUGGUCACUGUCUGAUGUGCUCUUGGGUAGCGUACCAGACAAAACAGACAUGCAUGGCUUGAUCAUGAGAAGCAGUAAAUAUAUAUGUUCAUUGUUUGACUCAUAUCUUUCCAAACACAAGCCUUCUACUCAUGAAAUAAUUUGGAUAAUAUUCUUAACUCAAUUACAGAGCUCCUCGAAGACGAAUCAGAUCAAACGGAGUUAAUAUGUGACAGUUAUGCCAUUUACAAAUCAGGUGAUCUUCAGUUCUCGCGAAUUCAGACCACCGAAAAGCUGGAAAUGGCUAAUCUUCUUUCUGAUGAACCAACGACCAAUUCAAUCAUGCCAAGAUGAUUAUUCAUGUUCUAAAUGUCCAAGAAAACCUUGGGCAUGAUAGUUUUUAAAAAAAUCAAAAACAUACUUGUUUGAGCCAAAUGGAAAAACCGAUAAAAUAUUGGCUAAGGGAAAAUAUGGAUUUCGACCAGGCCUCAAAGGGACAUGUAUUGGCCCAUAUCAGGAGCAUGUUCUUCAAUUUUCAAAGUCCUGGUCGUGGCUAUAUCAAGAGGCAGUCCAAGUUUUAGCCAACAACUUUAUUUAGUCAAGUCUUUGUUUUCACUCUUUUAUGUCUUGUUUUUAGCAUAUUCUUCUUUGGAUCUCUACAACUUGUAAUCCUAUAAAUAAAGCCUAAGUACCACGAAAUAAGAUAAUUGAUUUUGUCUUGAAUUUUCUGAGUUGAAACUCUUUGUUCUUUAUAAGAACUCGUCUUGUUUCUUGGUGAGUCAUAUCCAAGUAAACACUUCCUCAAAUCGUUGGAUUUGUGAAUCAUAUCAAGCAGCGACGAGAGAACCUUUAUUUGUUUGUCUUGUGAGUCAUAACAAGCACCAUUGGAGUCGGGAAUAUCGGAGGCCUUCCGCAACCUUCGUGCGACCCUUCAAUCCAUCCAGUUUUCCAUCCAAAGUUCAUAUCCAAACCGAACCAGUAUAGAGUGAUCUGUUCCUAGGGUCCUUCAAGUGGUAUCAUAGACCAUGCUUAUCAGCCUGAGGUUUGGAGAUGCAUGUACUCAAGGAAAAUAGCAUCAAGGAAGUUAUUGUCCAAAAUUUUCCUUCACUAAAUUUUACAUGUUCUUUAGACUCUUUUUGCCCGAUUCAUUUCCUUUUGAUACAGGUAAAAUGGAUUUGAAGUCAAAUCCUUUUCAAGUGGGAGGGAAUGAUGUGCCCUUGAGUAGCACACUAGGCAAAACAUACAUGCAUGGCUUGAUCAUGGGAAGCAGUAAAGAUAUAUGUUCAUUGUUUGACUCAUAUCUUUCACACCACGAGCCUUCUACACAUGAAAUCACUUGGAGAAUGUUCUCAACUCAAUUACGGAGCUCCUCGAAGAAGAAUUAUAUAAUACGGAGUUCAUAUCUGACAGUUAUGCCAUUUACAAAUCAGGUGAUCUUCAGUUCUCGCGAAUUCAUACCACCCAAGAAGCUUGAAAUGGCUAACCUUCUUUCUGAUAAACCAGCGACCAAUUCGAUCAUGCCAAAGGUGAUUAUUCAUGUUCUAAAUAUCCAAGAAAGCCUUGGGCUUGAUGAUUUUCAAAAAGAUUCAAAAACAUACUUGUUUGGGCCAAAUGGAGAAACCGAUAAAAUAUUGACUAAGGGAAAAUAUGGAUUUCGACCAGGCCUCAAAGGGACAUGUAUUUGCCCAUAUCAGGAGCAUAUCUUCCCUUUUCAAAGUCCCGGUCGUGGCUAUAUCAAGAAGAAGUCCAAGUUUCAGUCAAAAACCUUAUUUAGUCAAGUCUUUGUUUUCGGUCUUCUAUGUCUUAUUUUUAGCACAUUCUUCUUUGGAUCUCUACAACUUGUAAUCCUAUAAAUAAGACAUAAGAGCUACGAAAUAAGAUAAUCAAUUUUGUCUUGAA